Molecule: messenger RNA, 999 nt
Organism: Camellia sinensis
Lineage: Eukaryota; Viridiplantae; Streptophyta; Magnoliopsida; Ericales; Theaceae
Source: RefSeq, a predicted model, not a curated record
AUGGUGUUAUUGUUGUUGAUUGUUGAUAUUGGAACCAUUGAGUUAAUAUUGAGAAAUGAGGAAAGGGAACUGAAUAUUGGCGCUCGCGCCCCUCUUUCACACAAACACAAGAUCUCUGUUCUCUCUCUCACACACACGCAGCUCUCUCACAUACAGAACAGUCACCACCAAACUUCACCCCCGGCUCACCACCCACCGCCGCAUGUCGCACCGCCACCGCCGCAAAUCACCACCGACACUGCCGAUCUAGUUAUUCGUCCAUUGGUCGAGCAAGAUUCUCAAUCCUUGCAACGGUUGCUUCCAGUGAUACCAAUUUGGGUGAAAAAUCCAGACAUUGACCGUGUUGAUUGGCUUAACAAAUUUAUUGAAACAAUGUGGCCUUAUUUGGACAAGGAAAGCUUAUGUGCAGAUGCUGCGUCUUUUGACUUGCCUUCAUGGAUUCUUUCAGCUUGCAUUUCCGAACCAAAAAAUUGUGUAGACCUUUCUAUUGCAAGGACGGAUAAUUCAAAUGACAAAUUAUGUAAUCCAGAUAAUUUUGCAAUUCUCGGAGGCUAUUCACCAAAUAAAGAAAACCAAGAAAAGGUCUUGGAGAUGACUUCGUUGCGUGGACUUGCAGAGAUAUUUUGGUAUAUGGAGAAGAAAUUGUACUAUGGUAUAGAAGUAACAUAAUACUUUUGUCGUCUCCAGCUUUUAUGCAGUAAUUAUUGGCAUGGUAGAUAGAUCACCUUUUGACGCCGUCCACUAAAUUUAUUUUUUGCCGUGGUACAUAGAUGUAUUUUUGGCUUGGUACAUACAUCACCUUUUGUCGUGGUACAGAUUACUAUGGUAAUUUGUACCAUGCCAAAUGGUCAUUUCACAUGGUACGAUAAAUGUAAUUUUUGUAUAUGGAGGGCUUUACUUUUUGUAUGAUUGUAUAUGUUGUAUGGAAUUAUUAUUUUAGCUUGGACAAUAGUUCGUUUGUAUGUACUUGGACAGUUAUAGUAAUUUAUUUUUUGUAUA